UCCAAAAUAUCAAACAUGCUGAACGUUAAUAAUCAAGUUUUCACUUCUGCCGGCACUCCCGGAGUGCAACCCGUCUUUUUUUGUCAUAGAUAGAUAGGUAUUUCGUUUCACAUUGACGGUUUUGUAUUUAAAAAACGUGAUUCCUCGUUUUUCCUAAUGGCUUAUUAGAUUUACGCAGAAAAAGUGCAGCCCAAAAUAAAAAUUCAUCAACAUUUGUGACAAUUGUAACUAAGUACUAACUGAGUCGGUAAAUGUGACCUGUUUAUUAUAUUGCUGUACCUAUGCAGACAUGCAGUGUCAGGUUUUGGUCGUCUACCAAUUGGUCCCAGCACUUGGGUCGCGGCGUCGCGUGAUCGUGUCGGAUCCGUAUCGUAGGUCGCGAGAUGCUGAUAGCGAGCACGUGCGCGCGCUUAUCUCGUCUCCACUGCUGAGCACUGCACACCUACACGCAGCGCUAUCAGCUGAUCAACCCUACACUAACACCUUACACGCUGGCCUGGCUUUCAUUCAACACUACCUAUUUGUUUAAUGACAUUUUCGCCUUAUCUUAACACAUGCAACAAGAUUAGCGUAAUUAUAGGUACUUUUAUUCACCUAUGCAUUAUUUUAUAAUUCCGUAAGCCGCGUCCAAUAGUUUGUUUGCAACUUUAAACUUUAAUUGUUUAUCAGUUAUCACAUAGACACAAAUCUAUCACAUAUCUAUUGUAAUAAAUAGCAACCCUUACAAAUAAUACAAUAUGAGGAGGUCGCUAUGAGUCGUUCAACUCGAGUCGCCGUCCCGAUCCCUCCCACCGCGGGUUCCCGGGGGCGCCGGGGCGGGGCCUGUGAGGGGAUGCGCGAGGCGUGUGCCGGCGCAGCUGCGGGCAGCGCAGCGGGACCGCACUCAGUUGUCACCGUGACACCGAGCGGGACAGACGUACGGUCCGCUACAAGCGUGUUUAUUGUUGUAGUGUUUGUGAUUAUGUUGCACGAAGCGUGGCUCGCCUGCCACCGCGCAGAACACUUCGAAUUGGAACAACUCAUAGCUGAAGUCAAUAAUAACUACGUCAAAGAGGGCGAGGAGUGCGGCGCGGGCGCGGCGAGCGGGGUGAGCCCGCCCCCCCUGCAGUUCGGCUACGCCCCCGGCGCGCUGUCGCCGCAGCGCUACGAGGAGCUGCGGCCCGCGCCAGUCCCGCGCGAGAUGCAGACCUACGCGCACCUGGAGGAGGCGCUGCUGGGGGCGGAGGGCUACCGCCGCAGCCCCGAGCCGUCGCCGCCGCAGCGCCGCGACGAGUACCGCGUACACUACGACACCUACUCGCCCACGCCGCCGCCGCCCUACCAGCACGAGCACCACCAUGUCGACAGCGCCGGCGGAGAGGGCGGGCAGCAGUACGCGCGCUGCUACGCGGCCGGCUCGCCCUACUUUGGCAACGGCGCCGACCUCACGCAACCGCAGAUCUGGACCACUAAUACAGGAGGAUCGCCCAGCUACUGCGGCAGCGGGUCGGGCGCCGUGCUGAGCGAGUACCCGGAGAGCGAGGGCGAGGGCGGUGCGGGGGGCGGGGGCGCAGGGAGCGCGGGGGGCGGCGCGCUGCCGGCUUUCAGCGCGCGCUUCGGCGGGCCCUUCGCCGCCUCCGCGCGGCCCUCGCCCGCACCCUCUGCCGCCUCCACCUACGCUCAACCAGAGCUAUGGCGCGUGGACUGCAGCUACCGGCCGCAGCUGUCCGCCGCCGCCAGCCUCUCAGCCAUCGACAUGGCGGAGUUUUUCACGGAGGGGCGCGAGUGCGUGAACUGCGGCGCCAUCCACACGCCGCUGUGGCGGCGCGACGGCACCGGCCACUACCUGUGCAACGCGUGCGGCCUCUACAACAAGAUGAACGGCAUGAACCGGCCGCUGAAGCAGCCGCGGCGGCUGGUACGUCAGCGGCACGCGGCACCCCCGGCCGCCCCCGACAUGGGCACGAACAAGCGGCACGGCGUGUCGUGCAGCAACUGCCAGACGACCACCACGUCGCUGUGGCGCCGCAACUCCCACGGCGAGAACGUGUGCAACGCAUGCGGCCUCUACUACAAGCUGCACAACAUCAACCGCCCCAUCGCCAUGAAGAAGGAUUCCAUACAGACGCGAAAGAGAAAACCGAAGAACAGUCAGAAGUCUGACCGGAGUCUGAGCAAGAGCAUCGCGCACGCUGCGGCGGCGCACACCUCGCUGUCGGCGCUCUCCGCGCACUCCGCUCACUCCGCUCACUCCGCUCACACCGCUCACACUGCUCACACUGCGCACGCCGCGCACACUGCGCGCUCCGCUCACACGCCGCACUCCAUGGCUUCAACAGUUAAAGUGGAGAAUUCAUGGUUGAACGUGAGCAGCCAGAUUUCUUCUGCGAUUCAUCAGCAAAGACUUAAGGAAGGGAGGGAGGUGAAAGUGGAGACGUCCCCGGGCGCGGGCUCGGGCUCGGAGCGGGCGCUGUCGCUGAACUACUACCUGCCGCCGGGCGCGCCCGUCAAGCUGGAGGAGCCGCCGCCGGCGCACGCGCACGGGCACGCCCACCCGCACGGCCACGCGCACGCGCACUACGCCGCGCACUCGCACGCGCACUCGCACAAGGAGUUCUACGAGGACGGCGUGUACGCGCACGCGCCCGACGCCGACCGCCCCACGGUCGUGUCGCUCGGCAGCUGAGCCAACCCCCUCACCCCCGCACCGCCACACACCCCCGCCCCGCGACGAACAAACCGGAAUCUCCGCGGCCGCUCGCGGUCUCAUAAGAAUCUCACUCGUUAAUAAUUAUAUGGUAGUGUAAGUGUCCUCACCGCCUGGCGCCAUUUCGCGUUCGUUGUUCGCGUCGGGCGCGACUCGUGAGUCUCUAAUAGUAAUAUCUAGUUUCUCCUUGUAACCGAAUGUAUAUGGAUGAACAUUGAACACGAAUGCGCGGCCAGCUGGUGGAUAGCUUAAGAGUCGCUAGUAGACCAAAUGGAGCGGUCGCCCGCGGCGGCGCCUGCUGGCACGCGGCGCGCGACUAGCCCGACUUAUAUAAUAAUAAUUAACCCUAAGACGCUACGCGAUCUGUCGCUAGCGGCAGAUAAAUAAUUAAUUAUUAGGUAGGAGAUGUUGUCUAGUUAAGUUAUAAAUUCGUGUUAAAUCUAGAUAUUUUACGAGUUAGUACCGUGUUUCCUGUUACCAAAUGUUCGAGACAUAUUUGAGACUGCAAAACAUUCCUAAGAUGAAUUCCUUAUUGUAAGUUAUCGGUAAUAUUAUAGUUUAGAGGCUGUUUCGAUAUGCGCUAAUCGUUCGCUAGAUGUAGUAGACCGCUGCGCCGCAGCGAGCUCCAUGACUUCAAAGAGCAUUCCGCGAAUUUACUAUUUAAGGCCCUGUACAAUUUUAUAUUCAUAUUUAUAAUUACUGAAUAAUUGUAAGAAAAGGAAGAACGAGCUCAAUUUACAUUGUGUAGUAAUUAAGCGACACAGAUCUAUUAGUACACUGUUUUCGUGUUUCUAAAAUACUACUGCUAUUCGACAGUCACAUAGCAACAUUGACUGUCUUUUUUGAAUAAGUAUUUGUUAAAUGCGAGAAAUAGUUAUUACUAAGCAAAUAAUUAGUGUAAAUGCACUUGAUAUUACUAUAAUAUAUCGUAUUUAUCACAGACCAAAGUUAUACAGGAUUAUAUAUUUUAAUUGUACCUAACGAGAGGCUAAUCAAUAUCGAUAUAUUUAAACUUUAUUUUGUAUUAAAUAAUUGGCAUCUCAUUUCGUUAUGUGGCAUAAUAAUGAUGAUGUAUAUAAUGAAGCAUUGCGUUCUAGACUUGUAGAACUGUAUAUUAUAUUUGAAUUAAAUUCUAGCACAGCUCAUUUAUAUUAACAGAACCGGAGAGAGUAAAGUCACUCCAAACGUGUCGCAUAACCGUCAGAAUGUGAGCAGCGUCAGCUCGGCUCAGGAGCUUUCAAUAACAAUAUACCUCUAAUAUAUUUUUAUGGUUUUAGACCUUUGAGUUACGUAUCUCUCAUUUGUCGGAGCUCGUCUGUCACACUCCACACCUGUGGAUGCCGGUGUAUCGCUUAAUGUAAAUGAGCCGUGCCAUCUCGCACACUAAACUGUGUCCAGUGCUAUUGCGACAAGAUCUUUAAACCUCUCUUAUGUUUACAGACCGAAUUAGAAGAUAUAAUAUUUAUCAGAGUAUGUCCUAUUAUAAAGUUUAUAUUGAACGACAAUUUAUAGAUUUAUAUAGAGUUAGCUAUGUUGUACAUCGGGUUCCCGACGUAGUGUCGCGGACCCGAGGAGGAUACUGUUGUAUCGACGUCGGUUUGACUUCGACUUGUGUCAGAGGCGGAGACUUGCCUAUAUUUUUGUACAUAUUAUUAUGUAAGCGAUAAAGUACACUUUUAAUAAAUGAAAUUAUCAAA
Molecule: messenger RNA, 4383 nt
Organism: Colias croceus (clouded yellow)
Lineage: Eukaryota; Metazoa; Arthropoda; Insecta; Lepidoptera; Pieridae
Gene: Gata-beta
Product: transcription factor GATA-4-like
Exons: 10
Coding region: 752-2665 (637 amino acids)
Biological process (GO): cell fate commitment; negative regulation of transcription by RNA polymerase II; positive regulation of transcription by RNA polymerase II
Molecular function (GO): DNA-binding transcription factor activity, RNA polymerase II-specific; zinc ion binding; RNA polymerase II cis-regulatory region sequence-specific DNA binding
Source: RefSeq, a predicted model, not a curated record